AGGUGAUAAAUAUUUAUUACGCAUUCUAAAACACUCAUUUUCUGCGAGUGUUCACCUCAGCUGCCUCUCCGGAGGUCCUUGUCUUGUUGACUUUGCAUUAUCUUAAUUGUGGUCCGUGGAGGUCCUGGCACGUGUGCAGAACGCAUGUGCGCUGCUAUUUUCGUGUGCUCCGGAUGAAGUGCAGCUAAUGACUUUGUUUGCCAUGCGCCGGCUGGCGAUGAUGGAUAGCCGUCGCCAGCUGCCGUGGAAAAUUGCCUAAUGCCGCGGUGCAUUCAGUUCAGCAUCGGCCCACCUGCUAACCGGCUGGCAAUCUGGUUCGCUUGUCCAGCAAUGACACACCGCAGCCUAAAGUUUCCUUCGUCCUCACUCCUGCUGCUCCUCACCAUGAUACUCUGGCUGUUUGCAGGACCUGCGGACAGUUGCUGCCGCUGCUGUCUGGGCGAGAAUUGCAAGGACCUAAACUGCUGCCCCUGGUGUCCAAGCGCAGUGACUUUGGACUGGCAGACGAUCCGUUGAAGGAUGGAAGCCGUAGCACUAUGUAUAUAGUUUUGAUCUGAAGAACGAAAACUUUUAUUUAUUUCCCCUUUGCAUUUUUUCAAUGUCCAUCUGGGAUAGGCGAUAAAAUCGAUUGUUUUUACAUGUGAAACACAUACUCUCACUUCAUAAUUCGCAUGCAAGACUCAUCAAUUCAUUGCUCCAAAAGCAGAAGGCUGACAAAGUGUUUUCCCAAUGACUUACUCCGCCCUGCCAGUUCUCCCAGACUUCUUUUCCCAGUUUUCCCAGUUUCCCAGUUUUCCGACCGACCGUCGACUGUCGACUGAAUGACUGAGUGACGAAGAGAGGGACUUCCUGACAGCCAAUAAAUGUCACUUUGGCCGGCUGAUGCAUGAAUACAUCCGUCGCCUGCCUGGCCUGCCUGGUGUCUCCCCAAACAGGAGCUGGUAACUCACCGAAGUGGCAGCUUAUAAAGUCCUGCUGUGUCGCCCAGAUAAUUGACAGCGAUGUGACGAAGAAAUUGGGGCAGACAGUCGUCUAGAUGCGAAUUUAAAGGUAAGCAGCUGCAAAUGACUCACUCAGGGAGUCAGUCGAAUCAAAAGUUUUCAUGUCUGCAGCAGAUAGUAAAAGUAUCAAAUCAAUAAUGGGCACCACCACUAACUUGGCCAAGUCAUCGACAUGUGGAUGAGCCAUGACAAUAGUCAAAUGGCCACUUCGCUGGCUCCCUAAUUGCCAAAAAACAAUCACUAAACAGAGGUCAGCGAAAGUCAAAAGUCUAGACAGCAACUGUUACUCUCCACUCCCACCAAGCUGCCCCAUAAUCUGCUCCAUUAGUUGGCGAAAAAUGCGAAGAUGGCUAUGGAUGUGAAGAUGGAGAUGGAUAUGGAUGUGAGUAUGGAAAAUCUGCAGUAAAUUCGAUUAACUAUGCAUGCAAAUGCCAUUGAGAACAUGAGAUAUGAAAUUAAUUCGACGUACCACGACGGAACACACGUCAGGAACUCAUUUGGCCAGCAGAGCUCGAUGAGAUCCGUGUAAGCGUUAAAGCGCCGACAUGACUGCGGACAGGAAUUGCGCAUGGUGUAAUCCUCGGUGUGGAAUGGUGGAAUGGAGGGCACAGGAUGACGUGGUGAUGAAAUGGGAUGGCUCGUGGAUGGUCGUGCUGCAAACCAAAUAUUAGCUCUGCAGCUGCACUGUUUUUCAAUUAAACUAGCUGAAUGCUCCUUCAGUCGUGCAUUAAAAUGAAAAUUUAAUCACGCCAACGGCCAUGGCUGCGAAAUGAAUCACAUUCGCUGACCUGAACCUGAACCUGAACCCCACGUCUCCAUCCGCGGCAGGAAAAAUGCGAUGGAGGCGCAUACGUAUUGUGAGGAAAUAUGUAAUUAAAUUUUUCUCCCGUAUGUCAUGUCUUCGCCUCGCCACGCUGAUGGUUUUUUAAGGAGGCUUU
This is a messenger RNA of Drosophila teissieri, 1939 nucleotides long. RefSeq lists its product as uncharacterized. The record is from RefSeq and is a predicted model, not a curated record. NCBI's taxonomy places the organism in Eukaryota, Metazoa, Arthropoda, Insecta, Diptera, Drosophilidae.